GUAUGUUUAAAAUAAGAAUAUGAAGUAUUUCUUCUUAUAUUUGCAGGUUGACAAGGCAGUGCUAUCCAUCAUGAGUGAUGAGCAAAUGGCUAAAUACAUCACUUCAUAUGGUGACAGAAUAGCUGUCCUCUCCUUCUGUCAACAAUCAAACACCAGCACCACCGAUAAAGAGACGCUUCUACAGAAAUUAAGAGCUAAAAUAGGAGCACGGAAAAUGAAAUCAAAGAAAAAAGGAGUGUCACAAUCAGGUGUGGUGGAGAGGAAAGCAGAGGGGAUGACGAGACCAAAGAACAAUGCAGCAGAAAAGACAACUAGAAAGAUCGAAAUCGGAUGGCUUCAUUUUACUGGCAUCGAUUACCAUCAAGUCAGGACCCAAAAUGGGGGGGGGACAAGGCACGCGAGAAUGGAGAAAGCUUCAACGGUGUCUCUGAUCCUCGAACUGGGAAAGCAGCUGUUUUUCCCAGACGGAGCCUCGACAAAGGGCCGAGCAGAAGACUUUGACUUUGUUGUCUGCGAUUUCAAAAGAAAGGAGAUUGCUUUAAAUGAAUCUAUCGGCAGUCUUUACGACCAAACUAAGUUAAAGCUGCUUAGAUUUUACAUCUGCACCAAAGAACAAGCAGCUUUAACAGAUCAGUCCUUAGAUGAGGAUUCUCAACAGUGUUUAUCCACUUCAGAUGAGGCUGUAUCUGCCAUCACUCCCAUUGAUGCAGAUGAAGCAUUUACUGAUGACCUGGAGCUUGUGCCUUCAUCACGCAGCGACAUCACUGAUCAGAACCUGCUUUUCCAGAUGCAACCAAAGUCCAAAAAACAUAGGGGCACAUCCGAGAUUGUGACUGCACAAGGUUCAACAAAAUCCCAUCUCACUCAUUCAACUCCAAAAGACAAUACAAAAGCCCACAUCGGCCAGGGGCAGGAUACUGAUUCAAGUGAUGAUGAUGUUUUGAAUCAUCUCGAGCCUUCCUCUGAUUUGCCUGACUCCUGCUUUGAAACUAUUGAUCUGACCAGUGCAGUUCUACAAUCUGAGUCUUACUCUGAUGAGCGAGACACUGUUGAAUGGGAUCCAGAAGAUGACCCUCGUGGAGCAUAUGAUGAUUGGAUAGAUGUCAUAACAUUGAAGUCUGGCAACAAUGAGGAUAUCACACAGGUAAUUUAAUUAAAAUAAGCAAAGGAAGUAGAAAUAGUAAUACCAGAAAAAAGGAAGUUUGUCCAAUGUUUGUCCAUUCUGUGAUACAGCAGAAAAAUGACGGUGCAACAUGGCGUCCUCAG
Gadus chalcogrammus (walleye pollock) is the source of this 1266-nucleotide messenger RNA. RefSeq lists its product as uncharacterized. Lineage: Eukaryota; Metazoa; Chordata; Actinopteri; Gadiformes; Gadidae. The record is from RefSeq and is a predicted model, not a curated record. The transcript is spliced from 2 exons. The coding region runs from base 20 to 1153 and encodes 377 amino acids.